Lacerta agilis (Sand lizard) is the source of this 1317-nucleotide messenger RNA. RefSeq names its product VPS37B subunit of ESCRT-I (gene VPS37B). The record is from RefSeq and is a predicted model, not a curated record. NCBI's taxonomy places the organism in Eukaryota, Metazoa, Chordata, Lepidosauria, Squamata, Lacertidae. Bases 79 to 933 code for a protein of 284 amino acids. Gene Ontology annotation, cellular component: ESCRT I complex. The transcript is spliced from 4 exons. Gene Ontology annotation, biological process: protein targeting to membrane; protein targeting to vacuole; ubiquitin-dependent protein catabolic process via the multivesicular body sorting pathway.
GGAGGUGAGCGGAGAGGAGCGGAGUCCGGGCGAGUGCUGCCUUCCUCGCCUUCCUCUGCCCUCUCCUUCUCUCCCGCCAUGGCGGUGGACGUGAGGCGGCUGGAGGGCCUGAGCCUUCACCAGCUGAACGAGCUGCUGGACGACGAGGAGCAGCUCCAGAGCAUGGCCAGAGAGAUGGAGGAGGCUCAAAAUGUUCAGCUUAGCAAGGACAUGACUCUUGCCAGCAACCGCAGCCUGGCAGAAGGGAAUCUCUUAUAUCAGCCGAAGCUGGAUGCCCUGAAGGCUGCAUUGACACAAAAAUAUCAAGAACUGCAGGUUAUCUUUGAAGCAUAUCAAAUAAAGAAAACAAAGUUAGACCGACAAUCCAGCAAUGCUUCCUUGGAGACCCUUCUAGCACUGCUUCAAACAGAAGGGGCUAAAAUUGAAGAAGACACUGAGAACAUGGCUGAGAAAUUUCUGGAUGGUGAAGUUCCUUUGGACACCUUCAUCGAUGAAUAUCAGAGCCAAAGGAAACUGGCUCAUUUGCGACGUGUAAAGAUAGAAAAACUCCAAGAGAUGGUGCUGAAGGGACCAAGACUUCCCCUGGUGCCACCUCAGCCAAGAGCCACUGAAACACCACCAGCAAUUCAGACUUCAGAGGCAAAUGCUACUCCUUCUGUUUUGCCUCGCCGCAAUCCUCCACCGCCACCCCUGGCGCCAGGAGUCCCGGCAGGACGCUUCCCGACUCCGUUUACAGCAGCAAUGAAUGCAGGACCAGCCCUCCCCUAUUCAGGUGUCCCAUACCCUCCACUCCCCCCUCGAACAGGAAUUCCACCUGCUACUCGAAUGCUCCCUCCAGGAUAUUCAGCUCCGUUUACCCCCCAGUACCCACCAGCGUUGCCCCAAAGACCACCGCCUCGCCUCCCACCAAACCCUGGCUUUAUCCUACAGUGAAGAUGCCAUCAUGCCCUGACUCUCGUGUUCUGGUGCUGAACUUUUUACUCUUUUAUCUCCCACAAACUAAACCUGGGUAGUGGCAAAUCUCCAGACUUUGCACACAAGAAAUCAUAGCUGACAACCUGUGCGUCAGUGCAUCCUGCAAAACAUCACCAUGUUUUGUUUUGUUUUAAAUCAACAACUGCAUAAAACACUUGCUUAGAAGGGUGGUGGGGCAGCCAAACUGUAUAUUUGAUUGUAUCCAUGUUAAGUGGGAACUUGCAUAGCUCUUAAAAGAGAUUUCAAGUCAGUGUGGAAUAACUGUGACUUCCCAAGGGAUCAUGUUUCUUUCUCUACUUGAUUUGCGCAUGAAGAACUUAAAUCUAUUUCUGCAAAAAAAAA